AAUCACAUUGCAAUAUGCCGCCAAAUUCAAUAUCGGAAACGGAGCCAGAGCCAGCGCCUGUGUCAGGUGCUGAGCCAGCUGCCGAAUUGGAGACGGCUGAUCAGAAGGUGGAAGAAACGACGAUACAUCACUCCAAGUUUCGCGAACAGGAAAUGAAAGAGCAUCCACAGCCAGCAAAUCAGAGAAUCGCACAAGUGGAAUCAACAACGCCAAAAACAACAACAGAGGCUG
This is a messenger RNA of Drosophila innubila, 231 nucleotides long. RefSeq names its product synaptotagmin 1-like. The annotation marks the transcript as partial. Lineage: Eukaryota; Metazoa; Arthropoda; Insecta; Diptera; Drosophilidae. The transcript has a single exon. The record is from RefSeq and is a predicted model, not a curated record.